Messenger RNA from Aspergillus sclerotioniger CBS 115572, 4178 nucleotides. Its product is annotated as peptidyl-prolyl cis-trans isomerase. Bases 80 to 3883 code for a protein of 1267 amino acids. Gene Ontology annotation, cellular component: P-body. The transcript has 6 exons. The record is from RefSeq and is a predicted model, not a curated record. NCBI's taxonomy places the organism in Eukaryota, Fungi, Ascomycota, Eurotiomycetes, Eurotiales, Aspergillaceae. Gene Ontology annotation, biological process: P-body assembly; protein ubiquitination; protein folding. Gene Ontology annotation, molecular function: ubiquitin-protein transferase activity; mRNA binding; peptidyl-prolyl cis-trans isomerase activity.
CGGGCUUUUAUCUGGUCCUGGCAUGUUUUCUCCCCAGACCUGUGGAUAGUUGGUCGACACUUAUCGCAGAGCGCGGAUUAUGGCGUCCGAAUUUAUCGGCUACAAUGUACUCGUGUCGCUGCGAGCGCCACCGAAUGCGACAGUGCAGGGACAAGUAGCUAAUGUCAUCGGCCAGCGUCUAAUGCUCCGAAACGUGACGCUUUCCUGGCUCGGUCACCAACUUCCUGAGUAUUCCAUCGAAGCCCCCGAUAUUGCGGAUCUCUCUCUUGGACCAUCGACUCAGCCCAUCGCACAGCGUCCGCCCCCACCCGCUCCUGCCGUACCCCCUGCACCACACUCUUUCGUGGACCCGGCGAUCUUGAGCUUUUCGAAGCCACCCUAUGUACCAUCUGCACAGGGUACAGAGUCGGGUCCCGCACAGCUUCCAGCUCCGUCCAUCAGCCGGUCUACUUCCCAAACCUUCCAAUUCCCGCAGCUGGCUCAUCGUGACCAAGCUGCUGUCCUCGACGAACCUUUUAGCAACCUGGAGCUCGACGUUGGGAAGAGUGGAGAAAAGAGCCUCAAGGCCGGACAAUCUGGUUCUGUCCCCGGUGGAAGGGAGAAUCUGAAUUCAUCGCAACCAACUCCCCAAACCGGCCCGAAGGCCAAUCGUCGCACUGGUCAACCGAGGACCCCUAAGCCAGUUAAUGAGCAUGAUGGAGCGACGAAUACGGACCCAAAAAGCAAAGGGUGGCGCCAGACUGCUUUCGUCGAACCUUCUUAUCUGCACCUGAACCGAUCGCUCAAUAAACAGCGCCGGAAGAAGAAGAACAAGGCAAAUUAUGCGGAGGACCCUAAUGGUUGGGCAACUGAGGAUGCCACGGAUAUUCAGGAGAUGGGGGAGUUUGAUUUUCAGAGCAAUCUCUCCAAAUUCGACAAACGAAAGGUGUUCGAAGAAAUUCGGAACGAUGACACGACUGCUGACGAGGACCGCUUGGUCAGCUUCAAUCGAAAGCCCCCCAAGCCUGGGACAAACGGUGGGAAGAACUUACACUGGACAGAAAACGUGCUCGAUAGCCUGGAGGAGACCGAGAGCGAGGAUACAGACCAGGUACCCAGCGAUGCAAAGCUAAGUAGCGGAACCUAUUCUGGCCGCGAACGGUCCAGAGCGUCGCGGGCAUCCAGUUCCCGCAAGGGAAGCGCCAUUUUGGGCCAGCCGUUGGUGCCACCGCAGAUCAAUACUCUUGGACGCGGCCAGCUAAGCACUUCUCGCACCACCAGCCCUCGGCCCAAUAAGUCGUCUGUUUCCGCAUCUCCGAUAAGUGGUCCGGGUGCACCAGGAGCCUCUUUGCGGCUCACUACAACCAACCGAAGCUGCCCAACCGUGAGUCCAUUGCAGACCCUUGAGGUGGAGCAGAUUGCGGUUGCCGAACUAGGCCUGACGGAGGACAUGAUCACGGAAAAUACGGGACGCGGUAUUGCGGAAGCUGCUGUUGGUCUUCUUUCGAGCGACGCGGCUGCACCCACAAUGCUGGUGCUCACGGGUAAUCACCGAACCGGGGCCCGAGCCGUCUCUGCGGCUCGUCAUCUCCGCAAUCGGGGUCACCGUGUGACUGUGUGUAUGCUAGGCAUCGAGCAUGAGAAUGAGUUACUGGAGAGUUGUCGUAAGCAGCUUGAAGUGUUCAAGAAGAUUGGCGGACGAGUCCAUAGAUGGGAGGACCUAUCGACCCGGCUUUCGACAUCCGAGUUCGCGCCCGACUUGGUUGUCGAUGCGUUGUUUGGAAUUCAUAUAGCUUUUGAUGAUCUCCGUACGGAUGAUCAAGCUACUGCCUUUGAGAUGAUCUCUUGGGCUAACCGAAGCAACCUCGAAAUCCUGUCUGUUGACGUGCCUUCGGGGUUGUCAGCUAUGAGUGGCGAAGCAACUACGGUAGAAGGUGGUCGGUUGUGCAUCAACUCGAGAUCGGUCGUUUGUCUUGGGGCUCCUAAAACAGGGAUAGUCAAUGCGCUGCUUUCCGGAGAGGGACUGUCGUGGAAUCUCUCGGUGGCGGACAUUGGCAUUCCUCAGAUAGUCUGGAGAAAAUAUGGCAGCCGGCGGCGACAUGGGAUUGACUUUGGUAACCGUUGGGUAGUACCGUUGCGUUACCAGCCUUCCCCUACUCCCACUAUCAAUGGCCUAUUGAUCACGCAUUCGGAGUGGGCAUCGGAGGAUGCAUUCUCCGCCAGCGCUGGAGCUGGUGUGGGCAGAGCGAAAAGAGGAGGGGUCGACACCGCGUUUAAACGUCUUCCGUUCAACUUUUGCUCCCUCUCGCUACAGCCGUUUUCACACCCAGUGUGUACCCCGACAGGCACGAUCUUCGACCUUACAAACAUUCUCCCUUGGAUCAAAAAGCAUGGGACGAAUCCCGUGAAUGGCGCUCCUCUCAAAGCUUCCGAUCUCAUCAAGCUUCAUCUCGCCAAGAACGAGUCGGGGGAGUAUGUCGACCCGGUUACGUACAAGGUUUUCACGGAUAAUACGCACAUUGUCGCGCUGCGUAAUACGGGGAACGUCUUCGCCUGGGAUACUGUCGAACGGUUGAACAUUAAAGGAAAGCUGUGGCGGGAUCUGGUUACGGAUGAGGAAUUCUCCCGGAAAGACAUCAUCACGUUGCAGGACCCGCAGAACAUCGAGUCGCGGAACUUGAGCUCAUUCAACUAUUUGAAGGAGGGAGAGAGUGGGUUGACCGACGAACAAAUCCGGGAGAGGGAGGACCCUUCCAACAAUGUUAAUGUUAAUGCGUUGGGGAGUUCGGCAAAGAUCCUGAAGGCGAAGGAGGCUGUGGCCAAGGCUCGUGCAGAAAGAGCCCAACGAGUUGGGUCCGCAGCCACGGCAAAGGAAUUGUCCAAGACUGGAGGUACAGGGAAUGCGGCGCAGUCUCAGAAGACGGCAUCGUAUCAAUCUGGCAAGGCUGUUCCAUACAAUGCGGCCAGGCACACGACUGGUUUGGCUGCCGCCUCAUUCACUAGCACAGGGAUGACGCCCCACACAUCUGCCGAGCUCGCACUUUUAUCCGACGAGGAGUACAUGCUGAAGAGGGGUCGAGUGAAGCAGAAAGGCUAUGCUCGUAUUUCAACUACCGCCGGGGAUGUGAACCUGGAACUGCACACUGAGUAUGCGCCCAAGGCUGUGUGGAACUUCAUCAAACUAGCCAAGAAGGACUACUACAAAGAUGUCACUUUCCAUCGCAACAUUCGCGGAUUCAUGAUUCAGGGUGGUGACCCCUCUGGAAAUGGCAGGGGAGGCGAAAGCAUCUGGGGGAAAUACUUUAACGAUGAGUUUGAAGGGCCACUGAAGCACGACUCCCGGGGGACCCUCAGCAUGGCUAAUAAAGGCAAGAAUACCAACAGCAGUCAAUUCUUUAUCGCUUACCGUGCCCUGCCCCAUCUGAACAACAAGCACACCAUUUUCGGUCAUGUCAUUGAUGAUCCCACCCCCUCCUCCACGACCUUGAAUAACCUUGAAAUGCACCCGACCAACCCGACCACUAACCGACCCACCCCCGAUGUUCGCAUUACCGAUGUUACGGUGUUUGUCGACCCCUUUGAGGAGUUUCUGAAGCAGAAGCAAACGGAAGAGGCGAAGGCGAAGGGUCAGGUUGUUAACCCCGAGGAGGAAGAGCAGAAUGCGCGUCGCGCCGAGGACGAUCGGAUCACCUGGACUGGCAAGAGGGUCCGUGGCUCGGGGGAGGGGGCGAAGGAAGAAGGUUCCGGUGGAGUAGGGAAGUACUUGAAAGCAGCGCUGGCUGAGAGGGCCGGCCAAGAGGAGGACGAGAUAGUCGAGUUCGUGGAUGAUGAGCCCGAACCCGAGCCCACGAGGAAGAAAUUCAAGGGCGGCGGUGGGUUUGGUGAUUUCAGUUCCUGGGAUUAGUCUGGGGGCACUUCUCUCUCUUUGUUUUGGCCCCCUGCGUUCUGUGUAUCACCAUGGGGGUAGGAGUAGAUCAAAUGUCAGAAUCACAACAAGGCGUUGAUUGCCAAACGAUUGCGGGCUGGGGGCCAUAGUCUUAGGUCAGUGUAAUUCGAGCCUUGACAUUAUUCGAGAUGGGGGUUCCGCAUUGACCAGGAUUAGGUUCACUUGAGGGUUGAUCAGGAUCGAUAAGUGAGGAUUGUGACGCUGCUGCGGUGCCGAUUAGUAUUGUAUGACUGUGCAAGGGGAUGGAUCUGGC